CAUGGAACCAACCAAACAAACCAGAUGAAAUAAAAGAAGAAUCUAUGUAAAUACGAAAAACACAACCUACGUGUCUCUUUUCCUAAAAAACCAUGCAACAGAGAGAUAGUAGGGCUCACAAUGGAUGAUUUUCUAAUGGCCAUCAUCUUUUCCUCUCUCUCAUCCAUCUCAAUGCGUUGCAUCGAGCUGGCAAUUCUUCGCAGAACUUGCGCAGUUCGACGAAUCCAGGUUUACCAUUCAAUGCUGGAGCAUAGCACAAUCCAUGUUCUUGUUUCCUUCUCGUAUUCUCAAAUUUUGGUUUUCCAGAACCUGUUUCGAUUCCCUUCACUUUACCUCCGUUUUUCUGCUAAGAAGGGAGGACAAGGGGUUUCAAUUCUCUUGCCAUUCUGAGAAUACACGCACAUAUUGUAUAUAUAUAGAUAGAUAAUAAGAUGAGUACAGAAAAAACCGACGUCAACGAUGGUUCUUCUUCUCCAUCACCUAAGAAAGAUAAAACCAAACAAAAUAUUCAUCAAGACAAGGAUUCACCUCCAUCAACAAACUCUUCUGAUUCAUAUUCAGUUUCUCCUGAUUCAGAUUCUCCGGAUUCAGAUUCUCCGGAUUCCAAAGAUUCUCCGGAUGCGAAAGAUUCUCCGGAUUCGAAAGAUUCCCCGAAUUCAGAUUCUCCGGAUUCCAAAGAUUCUCCGGAUUCCAAAGAUUCUCCGGAUUCCAAAGAUUCUCCGAAUUCAGAUUCUCCGAAUUCAGAUUCUCCGAGUUCAGAUUCUCCGAAUUCAGAUUCUCCGGAUUCGGAUUCUCCAAAGAGUCAUCCGUCUAAGUCACCACCGUCUCCGCCACCUCCAUCCAAAACUUCAUCCCCAUCUUCAUCGCCUUCGCCGUCAUCUAAAGGUUUAAGUCCAUCACCACCAUCACCGUCAUCUAAAGAUUCAAGUCCAUCACAACCACGACCGUCAUCUGAAGAUUCAAAUCCAUCAUCACAAUCUCAGUCAUCUAAAGAUUCAAGUCCAUCUCCGCCCCUUCAAUUGUUAGCAUCGCCUCCACCACCCUCGCCAUCGCCCUCUUCACCACCACCAAGUUCGCCUCCACAUUCCCCGCCACCCCCUUCGCGCCAACAGUCACCCCCACCACCUCCGCGUCCGCGUUCCUUGCCAUCCCCUUUGCCCCAACCUUCCCUGCCACCCCCUUCGCCCCAACCUUCCCUGCCACCCCCUUCGCCCCAACCUUCCCCGCCUCCCCCAUUGCUCCCACCUUGGUCACCGCCACCAAAUCGACUGCCAGAGCAAAAUGACAAUUCUUCCCCGCCACCACCAUCAACACAGUUCCAUGCUCCACCUCCCCUUUCUUGGCAAACUGCAGUCAUGAAUGAUUCAAAAGGGGGAACUUCUAGGAAUUCAAAUUCAACAGGAUCAAGCCCCCCGAUCAAUCAUGACGUUAGUUCCGAAGCAAACUCAACGGUUUCUUCUCUCGCCCCCUCUUCCAGUGAUAAUUCAGAAAAAUAUGUUGCCUAUACAGUCGCCGGACUUUUAGCUGUUGCCUUGGUUGCUAUAGCUGUAGCUAUUGCUUUGGCGUUUAAGAGGAAGAAAUCGAGUGAUGAUUCUAACGGUGCACCCUACAUGCCGCCCCUUGAUAUUCAAGUCAAAUCAGGUGCUAAUGGGCAUUACUAUGUACAGCAGCCUUCCCUUGCAAACAACUAUUCAAAUGGGAAUGCGAAAGUGAACCAUUUUGGAUCUUCUUUAGACUUGGCUCAGCCCACAAAUGGUCCCAUGAUUUUCACCUAUGACAUGGUUAUGGAAAUAACAAACGCAUUUUCUAGUAAAAAUGUUAUAGGGGAAGGAGGCUUUGGAUGUGUUUACAAAGGUUGCCUGCCAGAUGGAAAAAUAGUUGCAGUAAAGCAGCUUAGGGCUGGCAGUGGGCAGGGAGAAAGGGAAUUCAAGGCUGAAGUGGAUAUCAUUAGCCGAGUACAUCAUCGAUAUUUGGUGUCAUUAGUUGGUUAUUGCGUGUCUGAACAGCAAAGAAUUCUUAUCUAUCAAUAUGUUCCUAAUGGAACACUCCAUCAUCACUUGCAUGGAAGUGGAAUGCCAGUGUUGGAUUGGGUCAAAAGGCUAAAGAUUGCAAUAGGCGCUGCUAAGGGCCUUGCAUAUCUUCACGAGGACUGCAGCCAAAAGAUAAUUCACCGAGAUAUUAAGUCAGCAAACAUACUCUUGGAUGAUGCUUUUGAGGCAAAGGUUGCAGAUUUUGGACUUGCUAGGCUAGCUGAUGCUGCCAAUAGCCACGUAUCAACUAGGGUUAUGGGGACCUUUGGGUACAUGGCUCCAGAAUAUGCAACAAGUGGAAAAUUAACCGACAGAUCAGAUGUUUACUCAUUUGGGGUUGUCCUCCUUGAGCUUGUUACAGGAAGGAAACCCGUUGAUCAAACUCGGCCAAUUGGAGAUGAGAGUUUGGUUGAGUGGGCUCGUCCACUUCUCCUUCGUGCAAUGGAGACACGUAAUUUUAGUGAAUUAGUAGAUCCAAGACUUGAAAAACGCUUUGUGGAGAGUGAAAUGUCCAGAAUGGUUGAGGCAGCUGCAGCUUGUGUUCGCCACUCAGCUCCUAAACGGCCUCGUAUGUUUCAGGUGGUAAGAGCCUUGGAUACUGGAGACGAAAAAUGUGAUCUUUCUAAUGGGGUGAAAUAUGGUCAGAGCACAGUUUAUGAUUCUGGCCAAUAUGAUAAAGAUAUAAUGGUAUUCAGAAGAAUGGCGAAUGGCACCUUUUUUGAUUCUGAUUUUAACACGUAUAAUAGUGAAUAUAGUCUUUCAAAACAGACGUCGGGAGGAUCCGAGCAAAACUUGAUGCAGCUUAGUUCUAGUGACGAAUCAGACUCUACAGCUAUCAACUGGAAUAUGAACAGUCCUGAAAUAAAACGGUGAUUGAGGAAAGUACACAUAGCAGUGCAGUGAUGAAUAAUGAGCAUUGACAUUGUGGAGUUAAAGGCUGCUGCUUUUAAGUCAAUUCAAUACCAAAUUCACAUUGCAUGAUCAUCAUACCACAAGCCGUGAAUGUUUCUGGUUUUACACGAAUUUGAACUUUGGCCUGUUUCCAAUCCUGUAUAUAUUGAAGCUUCACUAAACCCUUUUCUCUGUCUAAUUUUUGCUCUAUUUUGUUUCCCCUUUCUUUAAUAUGGGGGGAUGUUGGCAGCGUGUAAAAGGAUAAGGAUGUUGGCAGCUUGUAAAAAGAUAAGUUUGUUAAGGUCAUCUUUUUAAUAAUAAUUAUCAGUAGAUGUGUUUCUUA
Messenger RNA from Vigna angularis (adzuki bean), 3264 nucleotides. Its product is annotated as proline-rich receptor-like protein kinase PERK13. The record is from RefSeq and is a predicted model, not a curated record. Lineage: Eukaryota; Viridiplantae; Streptophyta; Magnoliopsida; Fabales; Fabaceae. Gene Ontology annotation, biological process: protein phosphorylation. The coding region runs from base 432 to 2903 and encodes 823 amino acids. Gene Ontology annotation, molecular function: protein kinase activity; ATP binding. The transcript is spliced from 8 exons.